AGGUACGAUGAAAAAUUAAUCUAUCGAUUCGAACAUUCGAUACGCAUAUAAAGUAUGCACUAAAAGCCGCGAACAUUUAAAAAAAAUGCUUUAUCUUAUCGAGCAACAAAGUAUUUCAGUUUCAAAAAUCAUACAUUCGAAUCCAUACUGAAAUUUAAAUCAAAACAUGGAUUUCAUGAACAUGGGGGUUGUGCGUUUUACUUUAUUAUUUUUUGUAUUUCAUGCAGUCACAUCACAUGAUGAUUCUCAGAUGUCGAGUAUAAUACAAGAGAUAUUAAAAGAAUACAACAUCGAGAAUAACACAUUCGAACACGAAGAAAAUCUAAAUCUCUCAUCGAUAAAUUUCAUCGACUUUCAAGGCGAUGAAAAAUUAAAAUUACACUGCGAAAAACUGCGCUUAUCCCAUCGGCUUUUUGAAAACUUGAUCGUAAUAAGCAAAUUGAGAACUAACACGACGAAAAAAUUCGUACAAAUGUUGAACGAAAUUGAUGAAUUUCGAAGCACAUUGUAUCAAUCGCUACAAGAAGAAACCCAGCCACUGCUGUUUGAUGAAUUCUUCGAAAGAUUCGGUUUUGAAGAUGUUCCCCGUUUCGAUCUCACAGGAUAUCAAUCGAAUGAAUUUAAAAAAUUGACGCUACAGUUGCACGAGUUGAAAUCGAAAGUGAUCGAAUGGGCAAACGACAUCCAAUCAGAAAUCGAGAAAUCUGCUGACUUAUCAACGAGCAUUCACAAGUUUUCUCAGAAUGAGGAUAUACCUGAGGAGCCUUAUGAUGAAUUAAUAAUUAAGGAUUCAUCCCUACCAAAAUCUGAAGAUGACGACGAAGAUACACCUGCGGAAAAAUUUAAGAUAUUUUCAACGAACACAGAUGAAAAGAAUGAAGAAUGGGGAAAAACGGAAGGUGAAAAAUACGUGAAUAAAGAAAUGUAUGCACAAAGUCUGCUGAAUGAAGAAACACUACCACGAUGGGUUCCCACCAUAAAAGACAUGGAGGAAAUUCGAGACAAAUAUGUGAAAUGGAUGACGUUAUUCGAGAAAUCUGAAGACACACGCAUUAAAUCACUGAAAGAAUCUCUCAUAGAUGACGGACAAUCGAUCAAAAUGUUCUGCAGAACUCUGGCUGAGUAUUUCAACACCGUAGGUAUAAUUCAAGAAUGUGAGUCAAAAGGUGACACUGAAUGUGAAGAAAUAAUGAAGAAGGUUCUAGAACAGCCUCAUUUGAAAAAGUUUAUCGAAUUUUUCACAGCUUGGGGAAGCAGCUAAAAUUUUAUUCUUCAAUAUCAUCGUUUUAAUAUUUGUCAUUAAAAUCUGAGUGAAUUUUCAUCGUGCCUAAAUUAAUUUUGUAAAUACUUGGUCAAUUUUUUUUUCAUUGUAAUUUUCUGGUAAUAAGGUACUAAGACUUAAUUCAUAAUUAUUAAUGUAUUUAAAUUUAAUGCUCAAGCUAAUAAAUCAGUAAUUAUGUAGGUA
Molecule: messenger RNA, 1465 nt
Organism: Planococcus citri (citrus mealybug)
Lineage: Eukaryota; Metazoa; Arthropoda; Insecta; Hemiptera; Pseudococcidae
Exons: 5
Coding region: 167-1261 (364 amino acids)
Source: RefSeq, a predicted model, not a curated record